Molecule: messenger RNA, 1947 nt
Organism: Plasmopara halstedii
Lineage: Eukaryota; Oomycota; Peronosporomycetes; Peronosporales; Peronosporaceae
Product: Microtubule severing protein katanin p80 subunit B (contains WD40 repeats)
Exons: 9
Coding region: 1-1947 (648 amino acids)
Biological process (GO): microtubule severing; microtubule depolymerization
Cellular component (GO): katanin complex
Molecular function (GO): microtubule binding
Source: RefSeq, a predicted model, not a curated record
AUGGCGCUCACUCGGCACUCACAUUUUCUGGCGCACUCCAGCAAUGUCAACUGUUUGCGCUUUGGUCACAAGUCGGGCCAAGUAGCUGCAACUGGUGGGGAUGAUAAUAUGGUGAACGUUUGGCGAAUGCGCGAGGCGGAGACCAAGAACAUUAUGAGUCUAUCGGGUCAUCAAAGUGCUGUCGAGAGCAUUAUGUUCGAUCCAGCAGAGUGCAAAGUGGUGGCUGGGUCUCAAGCAGGGUCUAUCAAGGUGUUCGACCUGGACGCUGGCAAAGUCAUUAGGACGCUCAAGGGACACAUGGCAUCAACUAUCUCAGUAGAUUAUCAUCUUUAUGGUGACUACGUAGCAUCUGGAUCGCGGGAUACGAUUGUUAAGGUUUGGGAUCUAAGGACCAAAAGCUGUAUGCUGACUUUUAAGGGACAUUCUUCAGAGGCGACUGUCGUGAGCUUUACGCCAGAUGGACGCUGGCUGACUUCAGGAGAUCAAGGAGGUAACAUUAAAAUCUGGGACCUUACAGCUGGGCGUCUUCUUCACGAGUUUCCUGACCACGGGGGUGCAAUCACAAGCCUCGAAUUUAAUCCUGAGGAAUUUAUUUUAGUAUCUUCUGCUGCCGAUCGCACUGUACGAUUUUGGGACGUACAAGAAUUCGCUUUAAUCGGCGUCACGCCUGUAGAUAAUGCCAUAACGACAUCUAUGAGCCAUACCGUUGCAGAACCCUACAGCGGCAAAUAUAUAUUUUGUUGCUCACAAGAAGCAGUUCGAGUCUGGUCUUACGAAACUGCAAUUGAGUGCCAUGAUAGUGUCAUGAUGCCUCAUCAGAAAGAACUUGGAUUUGUGGAGGUACACGCAGACACAAUUAUGACGGAAGAUAUGAAGCUUGUGGGCGGGUGUAUUCAGAAUGCUUUCGUGUCUGUGUGGGUGCUAGAUGUGAUGCAGAUGCGACCAUUCAACUGCGAAAACAGCGAUACCAGCGACAACGUCGCUAUUAACACUAGGCGACCGACUUCAUCUGCUUUAAAAGCUGUAGGACAAUCUUUGGCUCACCCCGUUACUCCUGGCAAAGUAUCAGGUAGUGAUAUAUCUGUUUGUCGCUACACACCCACUUCACAGCAGCUUGCUCAAGAAAGCGCCUCGAAUUUAAUUGAGCAAGUCUCUAGGAGAAUGAACACUGUUUAUAGUCGCCCAACUACUCCAGGAGUUCUCGUCCCGUCAACCGAGUCGAUUUUACGUCCUUCACGCCGUACAGACCAAUGUAGUGAAUUAGUAACACAUUUGGCUGGUGCAAGACAAGACUCACCAAUUUCACAGCAAAUGAAGAGACCUAUUGAGGUGCUUGAAAAUGCAUCAGACCAAUCGUUGCCUCCAUCGCACGGAAAGCAAUCGCAAGAUAAAACGUUAGUGACAUCUGAUUAUAUAAUGGAGCUUCGCUGCGGUAUGGACACGUUCGUAAAGGUGUUCAAGGCUCGACAAAUAUGCAUCCAACAGCUAUUGGCUCACUGGGAAAAGGGACAUUUGCACGAAGGUCUCCGAUUUUUAAAUGAGUUGCCAAAAGGGAAGCGAGAAGCUGUUGUGGUCGACGUUCUGCUGAUCGCAGACUUGUCAUCGCUGGGUGUCGAUCUAGAGGCUUGUGUGUUGCUACUCCCGCUCAUCGUCGAGGUCUUCCAAAGCGAAUCUGAAAAAUAUUUAAGCGUCGCCAUCGCUUCCGGGCAAAAUCUGUUUGAUGCGUUUUCACCCAUCGUCAAGGACACUCGCGAUGCGCGACGGUAUCGUUCGCGAUUGACUAAUCUUGCAGAAGAAGAAAGAACUCAGCGGUGCAAUGCUUGCGACAUUUAUUUUCAAGAGAUGAAGCAGCGUGUGCAGUUCCUAGCCCAGAAGUGCACUAACUCACCGUUACAAAGUAAGGUCCACACACUAGCACAAGUUCUCGGCGAAUUUUACGACACGUAA